Molecule: messenger RNA, 2157 nt
Organism: Theobroma umbraticum
Lineage: Eukaryota; Viridiplantae; Streptophyta; Magnoliopsida; Malvales; Malvaceae
Product: protein WHAT'S THIS FACTOR 9, mitochondrial-like
Molecular function (GO): RNA binding
Source: RefSeq, a predicted model, not a curated record
CCAACGAAUUGAAAAAUCCCUCGAACAACCCAAACCCCGUGUUUUCCACAACUCAAACCAAAAUCCACUUUAAAAAGCUAAUCUUUUCCCUUUUUAUUCACCAAAAACCUCCUUUUGGAUACCCCAAAAUCAUAACUAUGUGAAUGUGUACAUGAAAUGGAAGAAGAUCCAUUCUUUGACUCAAUAGUGCACAUCCAUAAAUCCAUAGAGCUUACAAUUAUUCAACUCAAAAACUUCAUUGCUAAAGACCCCAAUGGUUGCAUCCCUCUCUGCUGUAUCAAAAGAGGCUUAGAAUUUGAUAUUUCCAUUAAGGUUGCUAGGUUCCUAAGGCAAUACCCUUCAGUUUUUGAGGAGUUUAGAGGUCCUGAAUACAAUUUGCCUUGGUUUAGGUUGACCCCAGAAGCUGCCGAGAUUGAUGGAGAGGAGAAAAGGGUAAUUGAUGAAUGCAAGGAGGAUUUGAAGGAUAGGUUGAAAAGGUUUAUUUUAAUAAGUAAAGAUAAGGUUUUGCCUUUGAAGAUUAUUAAAGGAAUGGAAUGGUAUUUGGGGUUGCCUGAAGGUUUUUUGGAGGAUUCAAAAGGGAAUCUUGAUGAGUCUUUUAGGUUUAUGGACAUGGAAGAUGGGUUAAAAGGAUUGGCUGUUGAGAGUGAGGGGGAAAAAGUAUUGUCUACAAUGCAAAGAAAUGCGAUGAAAAAUGGUGCGUAUUUUGGUGGGGCAAUGGAAGGAAUUGAGUUUCCGAUUUUUCCAUCGAAAGGUUUACGGUUAAGGAGGAAGAUCGAAGGUUGGUUAAAUGAGUUUCAAAAACUUCCUUAUGUUUCACCUUAUGAGGAUUUUUCACAUUUAGAUCCUAAUAGUGAUGUAGCUGAGAAAAGGGUUGUAGGGAUUCUUCACGAGUUGUUGAGUUUGUUUGUUGAACACUCAGCACAAAGGAAGAAGCUUUUGUGUCUUAAGAAAUAUUUUGGGUUGCCACAGAAAGUUCAUAAAGCAUUUGAAAGGCAUCCUCAUAUGUUUUAUUUAUCUUUUAAGAACAAGACUUGUACUGCAAUUCUUAAGGAGGCGUAUUGUGGUAAGUCUAGUAUAGAGAGGCAUCCAUUGUUGGGAGUGAGGAGGAAAUACAUUCGAUUGGUUAAAGAAUCAGGUAGGAUUUUGAAGAAUAGAAAGACUAAUAAUCGGUUUAUUGAGCAAGAAAAGUUGGAGAAGGAUUUGGAUUUGGAUUCAGAGUCAGAAGACGGAACAGAGGUUCCUUUGUAAAUUAUGUUUCCAUAAUUUUUAAGUUAGACAUGUGCAGGCUAACACAAUAAGUUUGGGCAAGAGCUUCUCCUAGACAGUGAUUAGAGCUUAUGCUUAUAGACUAGCCUUUCAGUGGCAGGGGAUUUGUCUUAGCUAGACACUGGAACUAACAAUAGUACUUAAAAAGUGGCAAGUCUUGGACCUGUUGGUGCAUUUCAGCAGUUCUUUCAUUGUGAAGGUACUUCCGAAAAGAGCAACAAGAACAAGAAAAAGCAGCUGAAGGACGAUCAUUCCAUUGAAGAUUAGAAUUACAUUGACUAGUUUAACCAUUUUGAUCAUCAAAUGACUUUGAAUGGCAGUUUGUUGAAUCAUCCAACAAAACAGUCGCAGGAAACUAGUGUGUUCUUCAGUAGUGAAUUGGCCAACAGUAAAAAGCUUAAAAAUCAUUUUGAGACUGAAAAAUGAUGCUCCUUCCUUCUGUAUCUAUUGUCCAUGCCUGAGAUGAAGCAUUGCUUCCCUGGUAUCAUGAUCUGCCAAGUAUUUUUGGUUCACUGGGAUUCUGAAAUGCUAGCAGAAGUCAAAACUCCCAAGUUAACCAAAUCCUGUCAGCUACAUCUGGUAUAUAUGUCAGGUUGAGAUGUCAAACUGUUAGCGUCCAAAUAUAGAUUUGCAUAUCUUGCUGAAGUCAACAAAAAAAAAAAAAAACCACUAAUGCAUGCGUCAGGGAUUUUCAUUUUCAACCUUACUUAAUUCCCUUCAUUGACAAGUUUGUGCAGUGGGGAGUACAUGAAACUUAACCAUGAAUCCAUUGACCUGACAUAUUAUAAUGUUUUGAUUUCUAACUUGGAUACCUGCAAAGUCAAUUCUCUUCAACAUGUAAAUUAGAAUAGAAUGCCACUCUGGACAACUUAAGACAUGAAUUAGUAAAUC